Molecule: messenger RNA, 3438 nt
Organism: Neoarthrinium moseri
Lineage: Eukaryota; Fungi; Ascomycota; Sordariomycetes; Amphisphaeriales; Apiosporaceae
Exons: 3
Coding region: 1-3438 (1145 amino acids)
Biological process (GO): ribosome biogenesis; maturation of SSU-rRNA from tricistronic rRNA transcript (SSU-rRNA, 5.8S rRNA, LSU-rRNA); endonucleolytic cleavage of tricistronic rRNA transcript (SSU-rRNA, 5.8S rRNA, LSU-rRNA)
Cellular component (GO): nucleus; 90S preribosome
Molecular function (GO): GTP binding; GTPase activity; U3 snoRNA binding
Source: RefSeq, a predicted model, not a curated record
AUGGAGGACCAGUCACAUAAGCCUCAUCGCAAGGCCAAGGAGAAGAAGCAGCAGUCCGGGGAUCGCAACCCCAAGGCCUUCGCCGUCUCGAAUCCCGGCAAGCUCGCGAGACAAGCCGCCAGAUCCUCAGACAUCAAGGAGAAGCGUCUCCAUGUCCCCCUCGUCGACCGCCUGCCCGAGGAGGCGCCCCCGCGCCUCGUCACCAUCGUCGGCCCGCCCGGCGUUGGCAAGACCACCCUCCUGAAGUCUCUGAUCCGCCGAUACGCCAAGGAGACCCUGUCCGAGCCCCAGGGCCCCAUCACCGUCGUCACCUCCAAGAAGCAGCGCCUCACCUUUGUCGAAUGCCCCAACGAUCUCGAGGCCAUGGUCGACAUGGCCAAGAUUGCCGACAUCGUGCUGCUGAUGAUCGACGGCAACUACGGCUUCGAGAUGGAGACCAUGGAGUUCCUGAACAUACUCUCCGCCACCGGUAUGCCCGGAAACAUCUUUGGUGUCUUGACCCACCUGGAUCUUUUCCGCAAGCCUCAGGGACUCAAGGACGCCAAGAAGAGACUCAAGCACCGCCUCUGGAGGGAGCUCUACGCUGGUGCCCACCUCUUCUACCUGUCCGGUGUCAUCAAUGGCCGUUACCCCGACAGAGAAGUCCACAACCUGUCGCGUUUCCUGUCCGUCAUGAAGAAUCCCAGGCCCCUGAUCUGGCGCAACAACCACCCGUACAGCAUCAUCGAUAGCGUCAGGGAUGUGACCCAUCCCACCGCCAUCGAGGCCGACGAGAAGUGUGACCGCACCGUCGCUCUCUCUGGCUAUCUGCGAGGAACUAACUUCUCGGCCAAGGGGCAGCGGGUCCACAUUCCUGGCCUGGGGGACUUCACCGUGAAGAGCAUGGAAGCCUUGCCAGAUCCUUGCCCCACUCCUCAGAUGGAACAAGCCAUUGCAAAGGCCACGGGAAAGACAGGCCGGAGGCGCUUGGAUGAGAAGGAGAAGAAGCUCCAUGCUCCUAUGAGCGACCGCAGUGGCCUGAAGAUCGAAGGCGAUGCUAUUUGGAUCACACGCGAGAAGGGCUUCAACUUCGACAAGGAUGAUGUGGAGGGAGAGCGUGGCGAGGGAGAAGAGCUCAUCGUCGGCCUCCAAGGCGAGAGGAAGCUUCUCGGUCAGACCGAGGAUGGCAUGCAGCUGUUCCGUGGGGGCGAGAAGAUCUCCAGUGUUCCCGAGGAAGAGGAUACCGGCCGGAAGAAGCCAAGAUCUGCGAGGUUCGCUGAAAGAGAAGAGAAUGACGACGACUUGCCCGAGGACGAAGGGUUUGGUAGCGGCGAAGAUGACGAAAACGAAGACGGCGUCUCGGACGAAGAGGCUGAGUUUGACGAGAAGAAGUUGGGCAGCAUGUUCCGCAAAGAAGCAGACAAGGCCGGCAAGGAAGAGGACGUAGCAUUUGCUGAUAGUGACUCUGAUUUGGGAUCGCUUUCUGGCGAUGAUGAUGAAGAGGUCAACUCAGAAGACGACUUUGAUGACGAGGAUGACGAAGAAGCUGCCGCGCUUCGCUGGAAGGACAACCUGACAGAGAGGGCCCAUAAGCUUCACGGCAACCGUCCAUCGUACCGAACGGCUGACCUGGCCAGGCUGAUGUACAAUGAAUCCCUUACUGCGGAGGAGAUUCUCAAACGUUGGAAGGGCGAAGUUGAUGAGGCAGAAGAGUCCGAGGAGGACAUUGAGGCUGACUCUGAGGACGAAGAGUUCUUCAAAAAGACUAAGCAGGAGAAGGACGAUAGUACGAGUGACGACCGCCCGAUCCCCGUCUACGACUACGAGCAACUCGAAGCCAAGUGGUCAACUCCCGACAACGUCGAACUGCUGAGACAGCGCUUCACCACUGCUACACUUGGCGCAGGAGACGGCGAAGAAGGAGAUGACGAUUUUGACGGGUUCGGUGAUGACGAUGACGAAGGUGACGGCGAGUUCGAGGAUCUCGAGACCGGUGAGCAACACAAGGCAGAGCCAAAGCCGGCCAUGAGCCUCGAGGAAGAGCGUGCCCGGAAUGCCAAGCGUAAGGAGGAGCUGAAGUUGCGCUUCGAGGAGGAGGACAGGGAAGGUUUCUCCAACGACAAGGCGAACGCCCGAAGAGAAGCCGGAAAUGAUGCCGAGGAGUUCGGAGAGGAUGAUUGGUACGACGCACAGAAGGCGCUUAUUCAGAAACAACUCGACAUUAACAAGUCCGAGUUCGAGGCCCUGGACGAACGGCAACGUGUCGCCGUUGAGGGAUACAAGGCUGGCAAGUACGCCAAGAUCAUCAUCGAGUCGGUGCCGGCCGAGUUUGUUGAUAACUUCAACACGAGGUUGCCCGUUAUCGUGGGUGGCCUUGCACCUACGGAGGACCGCUUCGGCUACAUUCAGGUCCGCAUUAAGCGUCACAGGUGGCACAAGAAGAUCCUCAAGACGAACGACCCCUUAAUCUUCUCGCUUGGCUGGAGGAGAUUCCAGACGAUGCCAAUCUACAGUACGACGGAUUCACGGACACGAAACCGCAUGCUCAAGUACACCCCCGAGCACAUGCAUUGUUUUGCAACUGUCUAUGCUCCCCUCAUCGCCCCCAACACGGGUUUCGUGUGCUUCAACUCGUUUUCUUCUGCGAACCCGGGAUUCCGUAUUGCCGCGAGCGGUACUGUGCUCAGCGUUGACGAGUCGACCGAGAUUGUCAAGAAGCUGAAGCUCACCGGUGCACCGUACAAGGUGUACAAGAACACAGCCUUCAUCAAAGACAUGUUCACUUCCUCGCUCGAGAUUGCCAAGUUCGAGGGCGCUGCCAUCAAGACGGUCAGUGGAAUCAGGGGUCAGAUCAAACGAGCUCUUUCCAAGCCUGAGGGACACUUCCGAGCUACCUUUGAGGACAAGCUUCUGAUGUCCGACAUCGUCUUCCUGCGUGCCUGGUACCCCAUCAAGCCGCACCGCUACUACAACGUCAUGACGAACCUGCUCGGUUCAUGGCAGGGCAUGCGCCUCACCGGCGAGGUCCGACGCGACCAGGGCAUCGCGACCCCGAUGGAGAAGAACAGCAAGUACCGGACCAUCGAGCGGCAGACGCGCCACUUCAACGCUCUCAAGGUGCCCCGCGCCCUGGCGGCCGAGCUGCCCUUCAAGUCGCAGAUCGUGCAGAUGAAGCCGCAGAAGCACAAGACGUACAUGCAGAAGCGCGCCGUGGUGCUCGGCGGCGAGGAGAAGAAGGCGCGCGACCUGCUGCAGAAGAUCACGACGAUCCGCAAGGACACGGACGCCAAGCGCCGCGCCAAGAAGGAGGAGAAGCGCGCCGAGUUCCGCAAGAAGAUGGCCCUCAUGGGCGAGAAGAAGGAGGCCCGCGAGAAGCGCGAGAAGAAGGAGUACUGGGAGCGCGAGGGCCGCAAGAGGAAGGCUGGCGACGAGGGCGGUGGCGGCAAGAGGAGGAGGUAA